CCUACAACUGGUGUCCUGUACAAAGAGGAUAACUACAUUAUAAUGACCACAGUGGAUAAAGAAAAAUAUAAAUGUUUACUUCCGCUGAUAGCAAGUGGCAAUGAGGAAGAAGAAAAGGACUAUAAAGGUCCUACUCCAGGAGAAUUGCUGGAACCUCUUUUUAAGCAAAGCAGCUGUUCAUACAGAAUUGAAUCUUACUGGACUUACGAGGUCUGCCACGGAAAACACAUCCGUCAGUAUCAUGAGGAGAAGGAAACAGGACAGAAAAUUAACAUCCAAGAAUACUAUCUGGGGAAUAUGAUGAUAAAGAACCCAUUAUCAGAACCAGAUCAAGAAGAGAAGGAAAAUCCAAAAGAGAGUGCAAAAGAGAUACCUACAAAAAACAUAGAAGGGCAGAUGACCCCAUACUACCCUGUAGAAAUGGGAAACGGCACGCCUUGUAGCUUGAGACAAAACCUGCCCAGAUCGAGUACAGUGAUGUACAUCUGUCAUCCAGAAGCUAAACAUGAGAUUCUGUCAGUAGCCGAAGUUACAACCUGUGAAUAUGAAGUGGUUAUACUGACACCUCUGUUAUGUAACCAUCCUAAAUACAGGUUCAGGGCUUCCCCUGUGAAUGACAUCUUUUGCCAGUCUCUGCCAGGAUCCCCACUUAAACCCCAUAAUCUGGAACAGCUGGAGAAACAGCAAGAAAUGAUGAAGAUGCCUUUUAGAAGGGUUAAGGAGGAAGAAAUGCAUUCAGUAAAAGAAGAGAAAUUUUCUUCUAUUCACAAGCCUGUUGCUGUUGGAAGCCAUCAACUGUUAACUGUGGGAACAACCCACAUCUCCAAACUGACCGAUGAGCAACUUAUAAAAGAAUUUCUUAGUGGUUCCUACUGCUUCCAUGGGGGUGUUGGCUGGUGGAAGUAUGAAUUCUGCUAUGGCAAAUAUGUUCAUCAGUAUCAUGAGGAUAAGGAAAGUGGCAAGACUUCUGUGGUUGUGGGUACUUGGAGCAAGGAGGAACACAUUGAAUGGUCCAGGAAGAACGCUGCUAGAACCUACUACCUUAGAGAAGAUGGCACCCAGACCGUUAGGAUGGUGUCUCACUUCUAUGGAAAUGGAGAUGUUUGCGACUUAACAGACAAGCCAAGGCAGGUGACUGUGAAAUUGAAAUGUAAAGAAUCCGAUUCCCCUCAUGCUGUGACCAUAUACAUGUUAGAGCCUCAUUCUUGCCAAUACAUCCUUGGGGUGGAGUCUCCAGUCAUCUGUAAAAUUCUGGAUACAGCAGAUGAACACGGGCUCCUUUCAGUGCCCAUUUUAAAAAGCCAUCCCUGCCACCAGCCCCGCUGGCGUUUCCCACAUGAACAUCCCAGCUGUGAGAUGAUUGAG
This is a messenger RNA of Antrostomus carolinensis (chuck-will's-widow), 1365 nucleotides long. RefSeq names its product endoplasmic reticulum lectin 1 (gene ERLEC1). The record is from RefSeq and is a predicted model, not a curated record. NCBI's taxonomy places the organism in Eukaryota, Metazoa, Chordata, Aves, Caprimulgiformes, Caprimulgidae. The annotation marks the transcript as partial. The transcript is spliced from 13 exons. Gene Ontology annotation, biological process: retrograde protein transport, ER to cytosol; endoplasmic reticulum unfolded protein response; ERAD pathway. Gene Ontology annotation, cellular component: endoplasmic reticulum lumen.